Mastomys coucha (southern multimammate mouse) is the source of this 2240-nucleotide messenger RNA. RefSeq names its product ring finger protein 170 (gene Rnf170). The record is from RefSeq and is a predicted model, not a curated record. The transcript is spliced from 8 exons. Lineage: Eukaryota; Metazoa; Chordata; Mammalia; Rodentia; Muridae. The coding region runs from base 477 to 1250 and encodes 257 amino acids. Gene Ontology annotation, molecular function: ubiquitin protein ligase activity.
CCCUUCUCCGGCCGGCCGCGGGCGUGCGCCAGGCCACGCCCCCGCACUGGCCGCAGACGGCCGGGACGGGCGGCGCUCGGCGCGGAGGGGCGCAGCGGGGCCGCGCGAGGGUGGGCUCCGCGCGCCGCUUCCCUCCGGAAGCCUGGGCUCUGCCCUGAAUCGCCGGAGCCGGCCCGGAGGCGCAGGGCGAAGGUGGAACGGCUGACGUGGGCGCGUCUCGGUAGCAGUGGACCGGUUUGGCCCGGCUGCAGCGAGCCGGGCGUUCCUCCUUGGAGCCCCCUUCUCCCACAAAACUUUACCCGAAGUGAGGGAGGGUGGACGCCAGUUCCCCAGCGCUUUAGGGCGUCUAAGAAUAAUGUUAUAGUAAACAUUCUUCCACCUGGACCUUAAUGCAAAGAUAUUGGCGUUUCCAAGAGAACACGAUACAAGAUAUAUGAUUUGGAGUCCUAGGAGAAUUGUGGAUUCAAAGACCUGUAAUGGCCAAAUACUACAGUGAAGUUCAAAGUUUGCAGCAGGAUGAUUCAGUUAUAGAAGGAGUAAGUGACCAAGUACUUGUGGCAGUGGUGGUCAGCUUUGCUUUGAUCGCUACUCUCCUGUAUGCACUUCUCAGAAAUGUACAGCAGAACAUUCAUCCAGAAAACCAAGAGCUAGUCAGAGUGCUUCGAGAACAAUUUCAAACAGAGCAGGAUGUCCCUGCUCCUGCCCGACAGCAGUUCUACACUGAGAUGUACUGUCCAAUCUGCUUGCAUCAAGCCUCCUUUCCGGUUGAAACAAACUGUGGCCAUCUCUUUUGUGGUUCCUGCAUAAUUGCAUACUGGCGAUACGGGUCCUGGCUUGGUGCAAUCAGUUGUCCUAUCUGUAGACAAACGGUGACUCUACUCCUAACAGUAUUUGGUGAAGAUGAUCAAUCUCAGGAUGUUGUAAGAUUACGUCAAGAUGUUAACGAUUAUAACCGGAGAUUCUCAGGGCAGCCUAGAUCUAUUAUGGAAAGAAUCCUGGAUCUCCCCACCUUGCUGAGACACGCGUUCAGGGAAGUGUUUUCCGUUGGUGGUCUCUUCUGGAUGUUCCGCAUUAGGAUAAUGCUGUGUUUGAUGGGAGCUUUUUUCUAUCUAAUAUCACCUCUAGAUUUUGUACCUGAAGCCUUGUUUGGAAUUUUGGGAUUUCUAGAUGACUUUUUUGUUAUCUUUUUGUUGCUUAUUUACAUCUCUAUUAUGUAUAGAGAAGUGAUAACCCAAAGACUAACUAGAUGAAAAAAACUGUUUACUAGGCUAUCCAAGCUUAUAUGUAAAAUCAAACAAAAGGAUCCAUGGCAGUAUCAACAUCCAAACACUGUUUUACACACUAGGUACAUUUGGUUAUCAUUUGACAAAUGCCUAAGAAUAUACAACUGGAACAUUUACAUACUACAGCUUCUGAUGUUAACAUCAGAUAUAUAGUGAUCUACACAGGCUUAUCUCAAUUCUGUGUUGUUUGUAAAAAAAGUAUGAAACCAAUUGAAAAGGGAUAAUUUGUUGUUUUUUUUCUGCAAGUUAUUUAGCUUAGAUACGCAGUUCAAUAUUGCUGAAUGUACAAUUCAUCAUCCUCAGUGGGUACCCAUACAAUAAUAGAGAACUUUGAAACUUACCUAAAUAUUUUUGUUAAAAUACUGUAUGAUAAUUAGGGAAAGGUCAGUGUCUCGGUUUGUGCUAAGCUCUGUGGACUUGGAGCGGCUCUACUUUUUCAUUUUAGUAUAAUUCUUUGUGACUAACUGAAAAUGAAGGAAACGUGAACUUCCUGAUUUGACCUCAUUUUCAGUCUCUAGAACUCUUUAAUCAAUAGGAGGAUUAACAAAGUGAAAAAUACACAUCUCCUGGAGGCACUUUUGACAUUCAGUUAUGACAUUCAACCAAGAGUUUGAACUUUUUAUAGAAACAUAUACAAAAGUAACUUGUAGCCAGCUGUGGUGGCUUUACACUUGUACGUUCUGUGUUCAGGAAGCUGAGGUAGAAGAUUGCCACAAGUUCAGGGUCUGCCUAGACUAUAUAAUGAGUUCCCGGAAGCUUGAGCUAAAGAGAGAGAUCCUACUCAAACCUAAAGCUGGGCAGUGAGUAGAAGGUGCUUGCUGCCAAGCCUGACAACCUGGGUUUGAACCCUGGUCUCUCAUAAUGGAAGUACAGAGCAGACUCUGUAAGCUGUCCUCUGACCUUUACAUGUGCAUUGUGGCCCAUGAGUGUACACGCACACACACACAUGCACGCACA